Hydractinia symbiolongicarpus is the source of this 3989-nucleotide messenger RNA. Its product is annotated as fucose-1-phosphate guanylyltransferase-like. The transcript is spliced from 5 exons. Gene Ontology annotation, molecular function: transferase activity, transferring phosphorus-containing groups. Bases 214 to 1983 code for a protein of 589 amino acids. The record is from RefSeq and is a predicted model, not a curated record. NCBI's taxonomy places the organism in Eukaryota, Metazoa, Cnidaria, Hydrozoa, Anthoathecata, Hydractiniidae.
UAAUUUUCUUCCUUACUAUGCUCAAUCACAAACAAAACAAUCAAAUUGUAUAUGUUUGAGUAAAAAUGAUGUGGCAGAAUUAUAUGCCCUAUGUUGUUACUUGUUUUUUUGUAUAUGAUUUAUAAAAUAUUAAUUAUAUUAAGUAAAGUAUAUAUUCAGUAAUAAAGGUUAUUUUUCUGCAGUAUAUAUAUCAAAUAAACUAAUAUAUAUAACAUGGAUUCCAAAAAGGAUACAUACUCAGACAAUGUUAUUGAUAGUAAAGUCAAUGUUCUUUCAAGUGAAUUAAGAACAGCUACAUUGGAUAAAUGUAAAAAGUUUGAAAACAUACGAGGCAAGACUUGUGAGCAUCCAUUUUGGGAUGUCGUUGUAUUAAGUGCUUUGGAUGACGCUCAAAAAAAAGCUUAUGAAACACAACUUGCAGAUAAACAAUCGAGGAAGGAGUUACCACUCUCUCCUGCCUACCAUGUGGUUCAUGACCCUGUUGGUGUUAAGGUUGGAAAUGGUGGAGGUGUCAUUGCUGUCUUAGAUGAGUUAGAAAAAAUUUACAAUAAAAAAUUGAAAACUCUUAAAGUUCUUAUACUGCUAUCAGGAGGGUAUAGCCAAAGACUACCAUCAGCAAGUUUGUUGGGAAAAAUAUUUACAGCACUUCCAAUGGGAGAUCCAAUUUAUCAAAUGCUGGAAUUCAAAUUAGCAAUGUAUAUCGACUUUCCAACAAGAAUGAAACCAGGUGUGUUUGUCAGCAGUGCAGACUGCAUCGAACUUUAUGAACUGCAAGGAGAUGGCUGGAAUUUUAAUAGCCCUGGGUUCACAUCUUUGGCUCAUCCUUCUCCUAUUGAAAUUGGGACUACGCAUGGUGUACAUGUGUUAGAGAAUCUGGAAGAGUAUGCAAAAAAUUUCAAAAAAGAUUCUGCAUCAGUUGGAAAUUGUCGAAGAUUUAUCCAUAAACCGUCAAAAGAAUUCAUGAGAGCUUCUGGAGCUGUAUUUCUAACUGAUAGUGAAGAAUAUGUAUUUUCAGACAGCGCAUACUUUAUGGACAUGGAUGCUGCCCACCUCCUGUUGGAAUGGUAUCGUAAAAGAAAUGGACUAAAUUGUGAAAUAGAUGCAUACGGUGAUUUUUUGCAGGCGUUGGGGCCAGAGGCAACAAAAGAGUACUGUAAGAAUGUCCAAAACGUGACACAAGUUUUACCAGAAUUGAUAAAAACAAGAGAAGAGAUAUUUGACAUUUUGCAGAACACGGAACACCAUGUUUUAAUGUUAAACAAAUCUAAAUUUUAUCAUAUUGGAACGACAAAGGAAUACAUCGAAAACUUUUGCAUGGAUAAAUGUUUUAGAAAUGAAAUGGGUUGUUCGAACCAUGCAAUGGUAAAAUGUCCGAAAUCGUUGGAGUCAUUAAAGCCUAAUAAUGUUAUAUUUCAUUCAAGUUUAAAAAAUCUUGUUGGUCUAACCGAAAAUGUAGUAAUUGAAUACACCAGUCUGAAUUUUGCAAACGAUAUCGGUAUGGAGUCCAUCAUUAGUAAUAAUAUUUUCCCAUCUGGUGUCCGGGUACCUGCCAAGUCAUUUCUACAUACAGUGGUCAUUCGUGACGAGGAUUACCCUCUAUAUGUUACUGUCGCAUUUGGCGUGGAGGACAAUUUGAAAAAGUGCUGCAACAGCCGAAGUGAUACGAAAAGUUUGAAGUACGCUGGACUGCCAUUUAAUGAAGCUUUGGACAAAUUGAAUUUGUUGCAAGAUCCGUGGUCAGAAGACUGUGUUCUGUUAAAUUUGUGGCACGCCAAAUUGUUCCCAGCAUUCUAUGAUCCGGAGGACGCUGUUCAGAACGGCGCGAAAAUGCUUGAAGCGUGUAGAACGAGCAAGCGAUAUAAGAUUACAUCGAAGAAAGCGGUUUAUAGUUGCAAUUAUUCUAUGGCUGACGUUCUGAGGUUGAAAGAUUUGGAAAAAAUAUUGGAAAUGAGAAGUAAACUGCGAAAGGAAAUCGAAUCUUGAAUUUAGGAAAAAUUUUACAAUUUAGGAAAUAUUUUUUAUAGCUAAUACAGCGUUAAUAGGCGCGUAAAGGUGAAAUAAUCUGCUUCCAUUCAGUCCUUAUUCAGUGUCCCACUUAACGUGGUCGUUCAAAAAUGGUUGUUUUAAAUCUUUAUACGCAUAUUCGAGUAUUAACAAACUAAAACUUAUGAAAAUCUAAUAACACUACGAUAACGUGAGAGUCAAUCUUUUGUUUCACUGUCUUUUUAGGUCUAACUCUUCAAGCGUUCCUCAUUGUAGAAAGUUUUUGGAUUGUUUCAGGAACUCUUUUUUAAACUUACCUUAGUUCUACUGAAGAUUUUGCUGAAAGUUUUACUGAGCUUUGGCGUUAGUGUGCUGCUGAGGUGAUGCUAAGCUACAGCCAUUACAUAUAUCGCUUGAAAUUCAAAUCUUGUACAUCGUUGAAUAAUGAAGUUACACAAGAAAUAGGUGUUAAUUUCGUAAAGAAAGUUACUUUCUGCAAUUCUCUUAUAUAGAAAGCAUGUGUCGAGAUUCCACACCUAAAACUGGACAAAGGAAUUGAGUAAAAAGGAAUUUUUGAUUGCAGCCUGGUAUUACUUGCAAUAUAUAUAUGUUAAGUUCUUUGAGGUUUUUUCUGAUGAUUUAUAAUUGUUUCUGCGUGUGUUUCUGUCUGAAUUUUUGUGCGUAUACACUUAUUUAUUUUACAUAUGCAACCACUUUGUAAUCAACUGCAUUUCCAAGAUUCUGAAGCAACUUAAGCGUCAGUAAUACUGGAUAUAAGUCACAACUUAUGAUUGAACCCGUUUAUAAUCGUUUACACGCCUUUUUAAACAAUUUUCUUUUCCUGUUUUUAAUCAACACUUGUUUUAUGAAGGAGUUUCUUUGUUUUUUGACGUCGACUGAAGCAAUUUUAAGUGAAUUUAUGUAAAUGUUCGCAAGAUUUUUGAUAAUCUUUGAUAUUGUUCGAUUUCCUUCGGUAUUGUUCGAUUUCCUUCGGUAUUGUUCGAUUUUCUUAGAUAUUGUUCGAUUUUCUUAGAUAUUGUUCGAUUUUUUUCUAAGUAACCGUUACUUUUCAUUCCAUUGUGAGGCAUUCGAUAACAACUAAAGUACCUGGUGAAAAGUCGUGUUGCUUAUGUAAAAAAAUAUGUGUAUUUUUAGUUCGAUUUUUUGUUGUUCUGUUGCUAUACUUUUAUUUUUAUAUUAUAUUAUGUUUAAAAAAACUUACUGGUGAUACACCGCCAAUAUUCCUGACAAAACUGACCGCGCCAAAAGUAGCAGAACGGUGCAGUCUAUUUCAAUCUUUGAAAACAAAUAAUAGUGAAAGGCACAACAUAACUUUAGGCAUUUUUUUGACCAUUUCCAUUUACUUUUACCCGUGCUUACGUAUGGUGUUAUCGCUUUUUCUUGGUUAAACUAUGCCGUUGGUAAAUUUACGCCUCUAGGUGCAGGCGUAAGAAUGGAGUGUAAAUUAUUUGGGCAUUAAUCAUGCAUUUUGGUAAUUUUUAAUACUAGUCGUUAGCCUGUAGAAAUAUUCACGGGUUCGCCCGUCUUUUUUAUACCACAUCAAAAUGCAUCCAUUUUGUGUGACAGACAGACAGCCAGACGUAUACAGGUAUUAUAAUAUAGACUAGUCAUUAGCCGUGGAAAAAUCCACGGGUUCGCCCGUCCUUUAUAUUUACCCGUCGCAGCAAUAUUCGUGUUUCCGUAACAUCAUUUUCUAACGCGCAGAGACAGACAGACGACGGCUAUUGUUAUAGAGAUACCGCGGCUUAACUUGAAUGAGUGCCCCUUCCUUGAAAAUAAAAUUAUAUCUGCAUCUCCCCUAUUCCUAAGAACUCUCAUUGAAGAAACAAAAUGGGCUCAGAAGGAACAUACUAUGCGCUCAUCAUUCGAGUAACAGCGGUUAUAUUUAUCAAAGUUUGUUUAGAAUUGCAUUCGAAUUUAUAUAACGUUUAUAUAGCUACCAUGUUAACGUUGUUAAAGAAAAUAAAUUAGCACUAGUUAUUUUU